Molecule: messenger RNA, 1688 nt
Organism: Hippopotamus amphibius kiboko
Lineage: Eukaryota; Metazoa; Chordata; Mammalia; Artiodactyla; Hippopotamidae
Gene: NR2F1
Product: nuclear receptor subfamily 2 group F member 1
Exons: 3
Coding region: 171-1439 (422 amino acids)
Biological process (GO): negative regulation of transcription by RNA polymerase II; anatomical structure development; cell differentiation
Molecular function (GO): nuclear receptor activity; zinc ion binding; RNA polymerase II cis-regulatory region sequence-specific DNA binding
Source: RefSeq, a predicted model, not a curated record
GGCCGGUGCCCGGCUCCGGCUCGGCUCCCGCGACCCCGGGGCGCCGGGCGGGCCCCCCGCCCCCUCCCCCUCCCCCCUUCCCCUUCCCCUUCCCCUCCCAGCGCGCCCGCGCGCCCCGCGGGCCUCGGCGAGCAGCUCGGCUCCCCCCAGCGCUCCCCGGGCCCAAAGAUAUGGCAAUGGUAGUUAGCAGCUGGCGAGAUCCGCAGGACGACGUGGCCGGGGGCAACCCCGGCGGCCCCAACCCCGCAGCGCAGGCGGCCCGCGGCGGCGGCGGCGCCGGCGAGCAGCAACAGCAGGCGGGCUCGGGCGCGCCGCACACGCCGCAGACCCCGGGCCAGCCCGGAGCGCCCGCCACCCCCGGCACGGCGGGGGACAAGGGCCAGGGCCCGCCCGGCUCGGGCCAGAGCCAGCAGCACAUCGAGUGCGUGGUGUGCGGGGACAAGUCGAGCGGCAAGCACUACGGCCAAUUCACCUGCGAGGGCUGCAAAAGUUUCUUCAAGAGGAGCGUCCGCAGGAACUUAACUUACACAUGCCGUGCCAACAGGAACUGUCCCAUCGACCAGCACCACCGCAACCAGUGCCAAUACUGCCGCCUCAAGAAGUGCCUCAAAGUGGGCAUGAGGCGGGAAGCGGUUCAGCGAGGAAGAAUGCCUCCAACUCAACCCAAUCCAGGCCAGUACGCACUCACCAACGGGGACCCCCUCAACGGCCACUGCUACCUGUCCGGCUACAUCUCGCUGCUGCUGCGCGCGGAGCCCUACCCCACGUCGCGCUACGGCAGCCAAUGCAUGCAGCCCAACAACAUCAUGGGCAUCGAGAACAUCUGCGAGCUGGCCGCGCGCCUGCUCUUCAGCGCCGUCGAGUGGGCCCGCAACAUCCCCUUCUUCCCGGAUCUGCAGAUCACCGACCAGGUGUCCCUCCUACGCCUGACCUGGAGCGAGCUGUUCGUGCUCAACGCAGCCCAGUGCUCCAUGCCGCUGCACGUGGCGCCGCUGCUGGCCGCCGCCGGCCUGCACGCCUCGCCCAUGUCCGCCGACCGCGUCGUGGCCUUCAUGGACCACAUCCGCAUCUUCCAGGAGCAGGUGGAGAAGCUCAAGGCGCUGCACGUCGACUCGGCCGAGUACAGCUGCCUCAAAGCCAUUGUGCUGUUCACGUCAGAUGCCUGUGGCCUGUCGGAUGCCGCCCACAUCGAGAGCCUGCAGGAGAAGUCGCAGUGCGCGCUGGAGGAGUACGUGAGGAGCCAAUACCCUAACCAGCCCAGCCGCUUCGGCAAACUGCUACUGCGACUGCCCUCGCUGCGCACCGUAUCCUCCUCGGUCAUCGAGCAGCUCUUCUUCGUCCGUUUGGUAGGUAAAACCCCCAUCGAAACUCUCAUCCGCGAUAUGUUACUGUCUGGGAGCAGCUUCAACUGGCCUUACAUGUCUAUCCAGUGCUCCUAGACCUUGGGCACUUCCCACCUGCCCCCACCCCCUAGAGACUCACAGGACUGGCGGGGCCGUGGACUCCAAUGCCGCGGGGACACCAGGCGGCCGAUGCAGGGUGCGGUGGGCUGGGCAGGGGCGGGAGGAGGGCCGGGGCGACAAGAGCAGCCCACCGUGCAGAAAUGCAACCCGAGCUGCAAACCAGGAGAAAAAGAGACUCUUUUUAGUAUCAGAUCUGUGAACACGUUGGAAAGGAAAGAAAAAAGA